Molecule: messenger RNA, 1829 nt
Organism: Platichthys flesus (European flounder)
Lineage: Eukaryota; Metazoa; Chordata; Actinopteri; Pleuronectiformes; Pleuronectidae
Gene: trmt2b
Product: tRNA methyltransferase 2 homolog B
Exons: 2
Coding region: 193-1653 (486 amino acids)
Biological process (GO): RNA processing
Molecular function (GO): tRNA (uracil(54)-C5)-methyltransferase activity, S-adenosyl methionine-dependent
Source: RefSeq, a predicted model, not a curated record
ACUUGCCUCGGGUCGCAGCUAAGUGACGUCAGGAAGACGUCUCUGUAAUUAUACGUCAUGCGAAGUGAAACGACUUUACCCUUCAGACCUUUGAAACCCUCCUACAACACGCGGGUCAACUCUGAUAUUUAAACUAAUCUAUGUCGAUUAUAUGUUUUUAAUCUUAAAUGCACAUUCUCUAGCUUAAAAAAAAUGGUGCUGGCAGCUUCACGGAGCAGGUCAGUCGUUUUUCUUAAAUGCAACAUGCUGUGUUCACCCAGGACUCCAUGUUUGUGGUUUUCAACUGAUGACAGUGUUUUAGCUGAGCAAAGGAAACCACAGUCAAAGCCCCAGCAGAGAAAGAGUCAGAAGGAACCUCCCUGUUCGUGGGAGGAGAGGCUGGCGGAUGUGGUCACCCCUCUGUGGAGGCUCAGCUACGAGGAGCAACUUGAGCUCAAGCAAAACCACCAGCUGAGGAUCCUGUCACAGCUCUCCGGGCAUCAAUCACAGUCCUUCUCCCCUGCGAGAGGUAGACUCAGCUUCCCCGUCCUCUCCAUCCUGCCCUCCCCGGUGAGGGACGGCUACCGCAACAAGUCCACGUUUUCUGUCAACAGAGGAGUGGAUGGAAACCCAAAGACGGUGGGCUUCUACGUGGGCACAGGCCGGCAGGGGAACAUCGUCUGCGUCAAUGGAGACCACCUGCUCAACAUCCCGGAGAAGCACAAACAAGUGGCCAGAUGCUACCAGGAGUUCAUCCGCCUAUCCCCCUUAGAGCCCUGCCUGCAGUUCCACACCGGGGGGCACUGGCGAGAGGUCACAGUGAGGACCAACACGAAGGGCCACACCAUGGUUAUAGUCUACUUCCAUCCGCAGAGUCUCACUCAAGAGGAGAUGGCGGUACAUAAGGCUGACCUGAUGGGUCACUUCACGCAGGGUCCUGGGUCAGUGUGUCAGCUGGAUUCACUGUUCUUCCAGGAGAGUAGCAUGACUCGCUGCACUCAUGAGGAAUCUCCCUACCAGCUGCUGCAUGGUCAGCCACACAUAUACGAGGAGUUGCUGGGAUUCAAGUUCCGCAUCUCUGCUGAUGCCUUUUUCCAAGUGAACCAGGUGGCUGCUCAGGUGCUCUAUGGAACAGUGAGAGACCUGUGUGUCCCAAACACAGAGGAAAGCAGAGAAAGAAGGACACUUGGUGGUUCUCUUUUAGACGUGUGCUGUGGGACAGGUGCUAUUGGCAUUACCAUAUCACCCAGAGUGGAAAAAGUUAUUGGUAUAGAGCUCAUAGAACAGGCAGUGGAAGAUGCAAGACACAAUGCAGCUUUCAAUAACGUCCCGAACUGUGAGUUUAUUCCUGGUAAGGCAGAGGUGGUGCUUCCUGGACUCAUGUCACAGCUCAGCUCCACAGGUGGAGGCCUCACAGCUGUGGUAAACCCUGCUCGGGCUGGCCUGCACCCCAGAGUGGUCCGAGCGUUACGAAACCAGCCUUCUAUUCGCCGUCUGGUCUACGUCUCCUGUAAACCACAAGGAGAGGCUAUGAGGAACUUCAGGGAGCUGUGCUGUGAACCCGACCCGCAGAAGAAACUCACAGGAGACGCGUUCUCUCCUACUCUGGCUGUGCCUGUGGACAUGUUCCCACACACUCCUCACUGUGAACUGGUGCUCCUUUUUGAGCGCUAGCAAAUGUGUCACACUCAAAGGUUUAAUGGGUUUAAUCUUUCACCAACAACGCUGCUUUAGAAGGAGAACACGGGGUUGAAUAAUGAUUUACAUUUGCUAGAUGAUAAUAGAGGUGUUUGUUACCACCACUAUCUACACACAGAGUGUUUUUUUACAUGAUUAAACCUCCUUUCAGA